ACCAGCUGUUCACAGACGAAACAAAGUGACUGGGAGCGAAAGAAACGCGUUUCGCAUGAAUCUCAAUACAAAUGACAAACAAACGCAAAAGUAGACCAAGGACUCCAGCAUAAGGCUAACAAUACUGACAGAGUAAUUGCCGUUAACUUAGUUGCUAUUUCAUAGCGAAAACCCUGAAUCUGUUGUGACGUUAGUCAUACUUGAAGUUGUGUUCGUACGAGACGACUUUCACGUCUUCAGCGAGAUUCGCGACUUAUUGUCCUGUGCUCGCGGUGCGGAAUCCGGCGGCGGCCGCGGCGGCGCUGCGACCUGCGGCAGGAUGAACGUGGGCACGGCGCACAGCGAGGUCAACCCCAACACGCGGGUGAUGAACAGCCGGGGCAUCUGGCUCUCCUACGUGCUGGGCAUCGGCCUGCUGCACAUCGUCCUGCUCAGCAUCCCCUUCGCCAGCGUGCCCGUCGUCUGGACCCUCACCAACCUCAUCCACAACCUGUGCAUGUACCUCCUGCUGCACACGGUGAAAGGGACUCCUUUUGAGACUCCGGACCAGGGGAAGGCGCGCCUGCUCACUCACUGGGAGCAGAUGGACUACGGCGUGCAGUUCACCGCCUCCCGCAAGUUCCUCACCAUCACGCCCAUCGUCAUGUAUUUUCUCACCAGCUUUUACACCAAGUACGACCGGGUCCACUUUGUGAUCAACACGGUCUCCCUGCUGACUGUCCUCAUUCCCAAGCUGCCCCAGCUGCACGGGGUCCGCAUCUUCGGAAUCAACAAGUACUGACGCAUCGGAGGGGUGCCCUGGGAAACCUCAUCUCCCAGAGAGCCCCCCCUCCCCCCCCCC
This is a messenger RNA of Megalops cyprinoides (Indo-Pacific tarpon), 841 nucleotides long. RefSeq names its product ORM1-like protein 3. The record is from RefSeq and is a predicted model, not a curated record. Lineage: Eukaryota; Metazoa; Chordata; Actinopteri; Elopiformes; Megalopidae. The transcript is spliced from 4 exons. Gene Ontology annotation, biological process: ceramide metabolic process; intracellular sphingolipid homeostasis; negative regulation of ceramide biosynthetic process. Bases 320 to 781 code for a protein of 153 amino acids. Gene Ontology annotation, cellular component: endoplasmic reticulum membrane.